AUGACCAGUGGUGUCCGUUCCUCUCCACAAAUCCCACCCCAUGCCAUCACGCUGCCGCCACCACACGGUGCCACCUCCUGGACGAAUGAUGCAGCCGUUAGUUCCCCUGUUCGACGAAACUGUUUGCUGUUGGCGGCUUUAGUUGCCCUGGUGUCGCUCCUGUUUUUCUCCUCACAAAAUUACACAGUCAACACUUUCUAUACGCCUUACGGGUUUUCACAAUGGAGAGCAAACUGGUCCCGACGAGAUCCCGUGUGCACAGAGAGGAGAAGAGUGGCCUUUGUAAAGGUUCACAAGGCCGCGAGCACAACAGUUACUACCAUUCUACAAAGGUUCGGAUUUUCAAGAAACCUCACGUUUGCUCUUCCGCCCAAGAAUGACAUAUGGCACUUAGGAUUUUUUGAAACUCUAAAGCCAGAAAAGCUGUCCCCGAUUCCUAAAGGAAAGGUCUAUGAAAUUCUGUGUCAGCAUGUUGUGUACAGCCAAGAGGCGUUUAAGAAGUACCUUCCUCCAGAUAUCGCUGUCAUAGCGGCGGUCAGAGAGCCACUCGACCGAUUCGUGUCGUCUUUCUUGUAUUUCCACCAGUAUCCAACAUCUGUGAAGCAAAAAUCGACGGUGAAUGGAAAUGACAUUAUGUUGAUGAGAGAGUUUCUGAAAAACCCAGAGUUUUACGAGCCAGCGGUCUUUCAACGGGGAUCUUUAGCUGUCAACCGGAUGUCCUUUGACUUCGGCAUCCCUAAAUCCCAAUACAGGAACGCGAGUUUUGUGGACAAGUACAUUAAAAUGGUGGACGAACAUAUGGAAUUUGUUUUGGUUGCUGAUCAUUUUGACGCGUCUCUGGUGAUUUUAAAACGAAAACUCUGUUGGUCAACUAAAGAUAUUCUGUAUAAAGUACAACAUAAGGGUAUGAAGCAAAAACUCGCCAUUCCUGAAGAUAUGAGACAACGCUUGAAAAAUCUUUCUCCAUCAGACUUUCAGCUUUACGAUUACUUUAGUAGGAAGUUUCAGCGAAUAGCGCAAGCUGAGCUUAACUUGUCGGAAGAGGUGAGCAUUUUCCAAGAAACAUUGAAAAAUGUGACUAGAUUCUGUGGCGGUCUGAGCAAAAGUGGACCUCAGUUCAAGCAUUUUGAAAAGACGCAAUUUUCCCACGAAUUUAACAUCACUAAGUUGGACUGUGAUUAUCUUAGUUUUAAAGAAGAAGUAUUCAUAAAAUUGCUGUGGAAAAAUCAGGCGAUAUAA
This is a messenger RNA of Liolophura sinensis, 1239 nucleotides long. RefSeq names its product galactose-3-O-sulfotransferase 2-like. Gene Ontology annotation, molecular function: galactosylceramide sulfotransferase activity. NCBI's taxonomy places the organism in Eukaryota, Metazoa, Mollusca, Polyplacophora, Chitonida, Chitonidae. The record is from RefSeq and is a predicted model, not a curated record. The coding region runs from base 1 to 1239 and encodes 412 amino acids. Gene Ontology annotation, cellular component: membrane. Gene Ontology annotation, biological process: glycolipid biosynthetic process. The transcript has 2 exons.